UAAUCUCUCUUUUUUGUUUUCCCACCGAGCUCCCCUUUCCGGCCUCCCUCUCUCCCUCCCUCCAUCAGCGCUCAAUCCAUAUACAUAAUAAUAAAAAUAAAGAUGGAUUGACGUUUUUGGAUUUUCUUUUUAGGAUUUGGAAGCAGAUUGGCCGAAAAAAUGGUGAUCAUAUCACAGGAUAUGAUAAAGCAAUUCCAGACUCUGAUGGAUUCAAUUGACGAGCCACUCAAGAACACAUUCGAGAAUUUGCAUCAAGGAUAUCCAACUGAGGCUCUGGUUCGGUUUCUAAAAGCAAGAGAUGGGAAUGUCCCCAAGGCCCACAAAAUGCUUGUUGAUAGUUUAGAUUGGAGGAUCCAAAACGAGAUCGAUAAUAUAUUGUUGAAACCCAUCGUUCCUGUGGACUUUUAUAGUGGAAUCCGUGAUUCCCAGCUUAUAGGAAUGUCGGGUUACACAAAAGAGGGGCGACCCGUUAUUGCUGUUGGCGUAGGGCGCAGCACAUACGAUAAAGCAUCAAUACAUUACUAUGUUCAAUCACACAUCCAGAUAAACGAAUACAGAGACCGGAUAAUAUUGCCGGCUGCAACGAAGAAGUUUGAGCGGCAUAUUAGCACAUGUGUCAAGGUUCUGGAUAUGACCGGACUUAAAAUCUCACAACUUGGUCAGCUCAAGCUAUUGACGGUUAUAUCUAGCAUUGAUGACUUGAACUAUCCUGAAAAGACAGAUACCUAUUACAUUGUCAAUGCUCCAUACAUAUUUUCAGCAUGCUGGAAGGUGGUGAGGCCACUUCUGCAAGAAAGAACAAGGAAGAAAGUUCAGGUGCUUUCAGGUUGUGGAAAAGAUGAAUUGUUAAAGAUAAUGGACUAUGAUUCUCUCCCACAUUUCUGUAGAAGAGAAGGCAGUGGAUCUGGAUCAUCAAAACACUCUAGAAGCAGCACGAGCACGGGUAAUGAUAAUUGCUUCUCAUUGGACCAUGGGUUCCACCAGGAGCUGUAUAACUACAUUAACCAACAAACUGAGGCCAUAGAGUCACGCACCAUUAUCUCAUACAAAUCAUUUCAUGUGGCUUUCCCUGAACCAGACCCAGAUGAUCAAAAAAUUGCACAAACUAUAGAAUCUGAGUGUCAAAAGCUUAGUCACCAGAAUGGGGUUGCUGAUACAGUAAAUGAAGACAAAGAAAAGAAAUAGUUUGGGAAGCUAGCGGAGUUUAUGUCGAAAACGUCUCCCAGUGGGAGGUUAAAACACCUCAUUGUGGAUUGUGAGGUUACACAAUGAUAGUAAUGUUAACAGUAUGUUGUAACUUUAACUUCGUUUCAUGAGGGGCAAGUCUUGUGGCUUCCCUCUUUUAUUUCUCCUUUUGACUUUUAAAGGUAUGUUUGACUUUAGAAGUCAAAAUGUACUUUUAUACAUUUUUUGUUUUGGAUUAAUAAUGUAAUAGAGGGAGAAGAAAAUAUUUAAAGAAA
Helianthus annuus (common sunflower) is the source of this 1460-nucleotide messenger RNA. Its product is annotated as phosphatidylinositol/phosphatidylcholine transfer protein SFH2. The transcript is spliced from 11 exons. Bases 160 to 1185 code for a protein of 341 amino acids. The record is from RefSeq and is a predicted model, not a curated record. NCBI's taxonomy places the organism in Eukaryota, Viridiplantae, Streptophyta, Magnoliopsida, Asterales, Asteraceae.